This is a messenger RNA of Alligator sinensis (Chinese alligator), 7979 nucleotides long. It is a transcript of the gene SLC24A4, whose product is annotated as solute carrier family 24 member 4. The record is from RefSeq and is a predicted model, not a curated record. Gene Ontology annotation, biological process: sensory perception of smell; intracellular calcium ion homeostasis; calcium ion transmembrane transport. Gene Ontology annotation, cellular component: membrane. The transcript is spliced from 16 exons. Gene Ontology annotation, molecular function: calcium, potassium:sodium antiporter activity; calcium channel activity. The coding region runs from base 59 to 1672 and encodes 537 amino acids. Lineage: Eukaryota; Metazoa; Chordata; Crocodylia; Alligatoridae.
AGAAUCAGCUACUGCAGACAAACGUAUUUUGUCAGAAAUAUGGAGGAAUAGAAGACUAAUGGUAUCACAAAAUGGGACACGUGAAGAAAAGAACUGUACAGACCCAGCAAUUACUGAAUUUCCUACAGAUUUGUUUACAAACAAGGAACGACAACACGGAGCAGUACUGCUUCAUAUUUUUAGUGCACUUUAUAUGUUCUAUGCUUUGGCUAUAGUAUGUGAUGACUUCUUUGUUCCAUCAUUAGAAAAAAUUUGUGAGAAACUACAUUUGAGUGAAGAUGUUGCUGGAGCCACUUUCAUGGCUGCAGGAAGCUCAACCCCAGAAUUGUUUGCCUCUGUUAUAGGUGUAUUUAUCACUCAUGGUGAUGUAGGAGUUGGGACAAUUGUCGGUUCCGCAGUUUUCAACAUCCUCUGCAUAAUUGGUGUCUGUGGGAUAUUUGCAGGACAGGUGGUUCGUCUCACCUGGUGGGCUGUGUUCAGGGAUUCUGUCUACUACACGCUAUCUGUGAUCAUACUUAUUGCUUUCAUAUAUGAUGAGAAAAUAGUAUGGUGGGAAAGCCUUGUACUCAUCAUUAUGUAUUCAUUCUAUAUACUUAUCAUGAAGUACAAUGUGAAAUUGCAAAGCUUUUUUACCUUCAAAAGAAAGAAUGUUGGAAAUGGCAACACCGUCAACAAUGAGCUGGAAGAUGGUAAUGCAUAUUAUGGCAUUAGCUGUGAUGACCCAUCCAUACCAUUGCUAUUGAAAGUGAAGGGAGUACAGCAGUACGGCAAAAACACUGUAGUGAUGGUGGAUGAGAUCAUCUGUUCCAGCCCACCAAAAUUCCGUUUCCCUGAAGCCGGCUUACGAAUAAUGAUAACAAAUAAAUUUGGACCAAGAACCAGAAUGCGAAUGGCAAGCAGACUCAUUAUUAACGAGCGUCAGCGACUGAUUCAGUCUGCCAAUGGCACAAGCAAACCGCUUCAGAACGGGAAGCACGAGAACAUUGAAAAUGGGAACAUCCAUGUGGAAAACCAGGAAGAGAAUGAGCAUGAUAACCUGUCUCCCUUUUCAAUACCAGAUGGAAAAGUGAACAAGAUCAAGUGGAUUUUGACAUGGCCAUUGAUAUUUCUGCUUUUUUGUACCAUUCCAAACUGCAGCAAGCCACGCUGGGAGAAAUUUUUCAUGCUGACGUUCAUUUUAUCCACUCUGUGGAUUGCAUUGUUUUCUUAUUUUAUGGUGUGGAUGGUUACUGUGAUUGGAUACACUCUGGGGAUUCCUGAUGUUAUCAUGGGCAUUACUUUCCUAGCAGCAGGAACAAGUGUACCAGACUGCAUGGCCAGCUUAAUAGUAGCAAGACAAGGCCUUGGUGAUAUGGCAGUAUCCAACACAAUAGGGAGCAAUGUAUUUGACAUUUUAGUAGGCCUUGGCGUCCCAUGGGGCUUGCAAACUAUGGUGGUUGAUUAUGGAUCGUCUGUUAGGAUAAAUAGCAAGGGGCUGGUCUAUUCAGUUGUGCUUCUGCUGGGAUCUGUAGCUCUUACUGUGGCUGGAAUCCAUAUAAAUCAAUGGAAACUUGACAAGAAACUAGGCAUCUAUGUGUUGCUUCUUUAUGCCGUUUUCCUGUGUUUCUCUAUAUUAAUAGAGUUCAAUGUCUUCACCUUUGUCAACUUCCCAAUGUGCCGAGAAAAUCUUUAAAUAAGCCACACAAAAGGAGAGAGACUCAGAUGUUCUUAACUCCUUGUCCAGUAAGUGACAGGACAUUUACAUUUCUACUUUUUCUCUUCAUUGAUAAUUUAAGUGUCUUUUCUGUUGCAUCAGUUAACAAGAACUUUUAGCUUUGGAAGGAAAACAAACAAACCUUUCUUGGAACAUGCCAGCUCAAGGCAACCAAAACAUUUGCCUCCUUUGGAUAUUGCUGCUCAGAGGUCCCAUUUCUCAAAGGUCCCACUUCAGCAGCAUUCUUUUGUGGUUUCCCUUCUCCUGUAUGCAGACAAUCAAGCAAGAACAUUAAUAAACUCUCAUCUUUCUUUUUCUUUUUUUUUUUUUGGCAUUUAUUCUCCAUGGAAGAAAAGAAGGCAAGCUAAGAACUGUUCUUGGCUCAGUUAAAGGAUCUCAGCUACAAUACCAGAAGGACCAGUGCACAUAUUAUGGCAUAUGACGUUGAGGACAUUUUUCCCCAUUCAAGUGCUCUGUUUAUAGAGGAACUGCAUUGACAUACAUAAGCCUUUGAUGGUGAUGCUUAACCAUUGUUUUCUUAAGAAUGCAUGAACAAUUUGACAGAGAAAGAAGAGAAGAUGGUUAAUACUGUAUCACUUUUGAUGAUGAGUGGUAAGAGGAAGAGAAUUUGAAUAUUCAAAAAGAGAAUAAACCCACAGCGGUUCAUACUUGAAAAAUGUUUUACCAUCAGCAAGGACCACUGUACAGUUAUACACUAAUAUUUGUGGAACAUUAAGCCUGUAAAUAACAUUUUGCAUUUACAUCCAUAAGCACACUUUUGUAAUUUUAGAAGACACUAAAAGGCAGGAGUCCAACUGAGUGCUCUAUAUCCAGCAAUCGUUGUUGUUAUCAUCAGAAAACUAUAACCCAAAUACAUUCCAGAACUGCUUGCAAUUUGCACUGUGGAUUUAGGGGGAGGGUUGCUUCAUCAUUAGGCUAUUGAUCUAGAAGCUGCUGCAUUCUUCUCCAUUUGUUGCUACACCCCACAAACUCUGUAAAGAUGGGUGCCUGAUACUACACAGUGCUGAUAUUAAACAACGAUGACAAGAGCAAGUCUAUCACGGGAACCAGCUCCUCGAUCUGUUUGCAUGCAGAAAGUUUUAAAGCUUGACUUAAUCUAGAGCUGAACUGUUUAACUCCCUCUUCUCCCAGCCAGAUUUGGAUAUCUUUUGCAGUAGCAUAAAACUAGUUUAAAAUAUUUUUUCUGUGUGUAAUCGACAGUAGAAUCUGGCUCAAAGAAUACAAACAAAAAUGUAACAUCAUAUGCUGUAGUGGUGGUACAAAAAAGAGUCACCAAAAAAAUUAAGAUGUUUUAAAACUGCUACUUUAAAAAUAUUUUAAAGUUGUAUAUGAACAAAAACAUUUAAAGGUUUCUAAAGAAGCACAGCUAACUUUAUACAUAGAUUUUUUUAUUUUUUUAAUGUUUCUAGGAAAAAGUCUCAGUUAAUUAAAGAUUUGAUGCAUUUUUAAACACAUGAAUAUUUUGCACUUAAGCCUAUUACGAAGAUGCCCCUUACUAUGUCAACAAAAGGAUACUUUAAAACCUUAGGAAAUACAUACUGAUUAGAGAUAUUUAUGUAUAUUAAUUUUUUUUAAUCCAUCUAUGACAUAAUUCUUUCAAAGUUGCAUGUAGAACCUUAAUCACAUCAGGCAGUGUGUUUAUAAGCAAGGUUUUGUUUUGUUUUGUUUUGGGUGUUUGUUUUUUAUUUGGAUACUAAUUAAGGAAUAUGUUUUUACUGUUGAGUUUUUCAUAACAACAGGAAGAUCCUUUCAAUGUAGUUGUACAGGAGAGAGGAAAUAUACCUGUUAUUUGUCUUACUGUUCUUUGGUACAAAUGUCAGUAUUAGCAACUAAGCUAAGUUUUUGAGUGUUCCACCUUACUGGUUCAACUAACCUGUCCUAAAGGUGGUAACAAAUAUCACUAUAUUAGGCGGCACUAUUAGAUAGGAAGGCGUAACCAGUAGAUGUUUAUCAUUAGCCCUCAGGCAAACAGAUGUCUCUGUUUCAUGGCAUUCAAAAUAUCUUCACUAUGGUUUAACAUGGAAAGAGGUUGAAGCCAUGCAUGUCCUCAUUGUUUUCAUACUGUAGAGGCUGUUAGCCAGGGAGGGACUGUGCCAUGAAGAUACAAGUAAAGUACAGAACACUGCUGCAUGACCCUAGAAGCAUUCCAGGGACAGCAGGGCAGCAGAAGCCCCAGCUCCUACCCUCUUUAUAUCCUUUAUUCCACAGGGUAAUUUGUUGGUAAUGUGUACUGGUUGUUACACAGCGGGUAAUUUGUUGGUAAUAACUCCUGCCAUGUUGGCUUAGAUGUGCUGGCUGGAAUGAAGGUAAGGAUAGAUUGAUGACUCCACCUGUUGCACACCUACCCGGUCCUAUUGGUUGUACAGUUGCAGGCCUACUUCCUUGAUUCUACUCGGAUCAAACGCCCCAGUAGUCAGGGUCUUUUAUACUACAGGAAUGUAGUCUGAGCCACAGGUUGAUCUUGAAUAUCAUGACUACCUAGGGAUCACCUGAGGCAACAGUGAUUUUUAUCAUUAAAAUGUACAGAGUCAGGUUCAGCAAAGUAUAUUGAAUAUUCAUAUUUCUGAGCCAAGCAAGGCUCAAAAGUUCACAGGUUCCCUGACCAUUGAUUCUCAGUACAAAUAUGCAUGGGAUUUGUUAAUUUUAUGUAUCCUCAUGAGUCCCAUUAGAAUUACCUGCCUAAAAGGGUGCUACUUUCAUGCUUCAGUUAUCCCCUGCUUCUGAUGUAUCUUGUCCUACCCAGAGAUUGUCCCAAACUGAAACACUGGACUGAAAUGUCUUGACUUGCUCCCACCUCCACAAUGGACCUCACCAGCAUUGAGAUCCUCGUCAGACUUUGAGAAAGUUUGGACUCAGAAUUGUUUCUGACUGACCUCUGCAGAUCAGCAUAAUGCCUAGACCUCAGAACCUAUUACAAAGAAACUAUUAUACUUAUCAGUAAAUAAAUAGCGAUAAAAAGUUUCUUCUAACGGGACUGUUUGAGCAGGGAUACAUCAUUUGCCAAAGAACUAUUAUGCACUGUAUUAGAGCCUUGAUGACCAAUACUCAUGCAAAUUAAUUUACAAUAUAGAUUUCCACUUUUAUCCAUAUGCAAAACUAAAGGAAGACAUCCACAGAACCCGAAUCAUGCAGAUAAUUUGAGUAGCCUGGGAAAGGUUUUACUGCUGGUUACAUUGCUAUAAGUGUGAGGAAUCAUUUUUUUCAGUAAUUGAAUAUCUUCAAGAUUAUAUAAAUUAUAGCAACAAAAUUAUACUUGUGCCUCUGUACAUUAAAAGAAAUGCACCAUCCUGUAAAAACCAAAAAAAAAGCAGGCAUUCACAUCCACCACCCUGGAAUCAGUAACAUCCUAUGCUGCAACUGCUCCCAUUGCUUAUGGAAAAGUCUGCACCCAUUUGUUCUAUCAACCCUGGCACAAAGUUAGCCAGCUCAGCCUGAAGGUUGUUGUGCUGUUGCAUAAUAUAAUUAAUGUUCAGCUCGAGGGUGAAAAGAAAGUUGGUGGAUUUGAAAGGGAAAACUAUUUAUGUGAUACAAAAUUUCCCAGCAAACUGAGUUACUCAGAAAAAAAAUAUUUUGCAUCUGGCAAAGCUUAAUUUCGACAAGAUUGAUCUCAUGCUUAAAGUUAAGCAUAUAGCUAAGUGUCUUGCUGUACUCCCUAAUAAAAGAGAAACUCACAGACUCUGGGUUUUGUGUCACUUCCCUAUCCUCUUCAUCUCAUAUUUCAGAGUCUGAAAAUUUGCCCCUCCCUGAAACAAAAAUCUUUGGCUACAAUCUAUGGUUUGUUACACAGAUUAAGUCACUUUGGAUUUCCAGUGCUGUAAAUGAGAGAAUUUGGCCCCUGCUCUUAAAGACUCCUUCAAAAUUGUGAAAUCCUUCCCAGAGUGGCUCAGUGGGAGCUUUGCCAUUGACCUCCAUGGGACCAGAACUUCACUUCUACGGUGCUCACAUUGAGUUGUAAAGUUCCUUAACCAGGACCUGUUCCACUUACUUCAAUGAGUAUUGGCUGAAUAAGGACUUCAGAGUCAGACCCUUCAUUUGUAAAUCUAAAUUUUAGAAGCUAGUGUUGUGUGGGCUUUGGUAACUGAUGAUAUAAGCGUUGCUUUCUGGGUUGCAGUUCAGCCUAAAAAACACUGGAGUCUGCUGUAAAUGCACAGCAGAGUGGUAAUUUUCCUCCUGGCUCAGUCAUCAUUGGUGUGCCAACUUUAUUUUAUUUUUGUAUAUGUUUUCUGCAGUUGUUAAAAAUGCAUAGUUAGCUUCUGGGCUUGGGUUAUAUUUAUUAACAUCUUGUCAACAUUUAAAGGGUGGAGGAACCCAUCAUUUUUACUAGUGUCCUUUUAAUGCUGUUUUUAUAGAGAACUUUUCAUUCAUCUCAUUGAAUACCCUUGUAAAUGUGCUUAAAACCAUGCACUUGUUUCUGUGUCUGGUUUGAAUGUUUUCUUCUAGCUGGCCAUCUGAGUUUUGGCAUCAUCCAUUGCACGGCUCAUUCCAGGAUUUGUUGAAAUUGUAUGUCAGUUAUUUGUAACCUGGUUAAAUGUUUUCAAUGGCAAAUUUUGAGUUUAUAUAAAUACUGCCUGAUUAUUCAUGCCAGGGAAGAAAUCUGACCUAGCGUUGUUUAAAGCAAACAGUGAAUAACGCUAAUAUACCCAGGUGAAACCAAAGAAUUUUUCUAUUAAAAAGGCACAUUGAUAAAAUUUGGCAAUAGCAGGCUUCAUCUCCUUGAUUUACCUAUGAUCAAAUAUUAAAAAGAAAAACAAAUUCUAUAUGCAUUAUGCAUUGCCCUUUUUAUUUCCCUGAGUUUGAGCUCUAGACUUUUUAAAACUUGUUAGGUGGUAGGAUUUAUGAAAUAGCUACGCAGAUGUUUAGUGAGGAAUUUAUUCCCAACAUCCUGCGACAAAAGCCAUUUGCAGCUUUUUUAUUCACAUUGAUGUGUUCAGAUGGGUAACUAUUGUUUUCCAACGUUUAACCCACCAUCCCCAACACUGUUGUCUAGAACAAAAUAUGCACAGGUUUAAAACCUUGUGGGCCUCUUGAACCUGUAUUUAUAUAUUUCUGCUGGCUUUUACUGUAGUGGCUUCAUCAUGAUGCCAAGGGCAGAACUUGGCACCAGUAUGUGGGGUCCUGAAGUCUUUUCCUGGGGAAAGCAACAAGGUCCUACACAUCUGUGCAUUUAAAUUUAAAGUAUGUGUAGCUCUUGCAACAUUUGCUGAAAUGGUUAAUAAGUGGCAAUUCAUGUAUUGCACAUUUUCUUGCUACUGUACUUCUGAUAUAUAAAGCAUUGUCUAACAGAAACUACUGGUAAUUGAGAGCUAGCAUCAUUUUCAUUGUACCUUAAAGGCAAUUGCUGGUAUGAAAUUAAUUCUGUUUCUUUUUAUUUCUGCAAAAAGAAUGUAUGUCAUCUUAGGCCUGCUGAUCUUUGAGUUGAUCUUGGUAAACUUGAAAGGCAAAUGUGAAGAUUGAUGUACUGCAACAGGGAGUUGUAGCAAAAUCAAAAGGUAUCAGAAUAUAUCAAAAUCAGACAGGUAGUCUUCAAAUGACUAAUACCCACUGAGCCCCUUUUCAGAGGGUUAUUGCAGCAAGAUAAUGGCCUUCAUCCAUAUACCAUUUGCGUAUACAAAGAACUAAAUCUGCUACUACAGCAGCAGUUACGUUCAAAAUGCCUGAAAUUCUGCAACAAAGCUGUAACCAAAUUCUUGCCCUCACUUCCACUGGAUUCUCAUCCAUGUCACUUCAUUAUUGAUGUCCUUGGAGUUAGUCCAGGUUUGCACCAGUGGAACCAAGAACAGAAUUUGGCUCCCAGUAUCAACUUGGUUGCAGGAAAACAUUCAGCGACAUUUGUGAACACUGAAAUAACUUCUGAUCCUUUUACACUUCCCUUUGUUUCACACUUGCAGGCAUUUGCAAUGCACCCUGCAGAGGUGCAGUACCUCUUUAAAUACUAGUACACAUUUCUAUAGCUGCUUAAUUUGAAAACUGAAAGUGAUGACUUUGUAAACUGUAAAUAGCACAAAUCUAUUUAUCAUGUUAUUUAUUUUUUCAAUGACUGUGACCUUAUGCACUGUGAAUGCUCUGUGAUAUGGGGUCCUCUGUACAGAUAUGUAUGUCAUGAAAUCAAAAUGGGAUUAACGUGAUAAUUUGUAACAAAAUGUUGGCAUGGUAUUUGAUUAUUUUUAUUGUGAAAAUUUUAAAAAGAUAGUUAAACUAAACAUUUAUAAAGAAUCUAGCUGUCAGUAUUGUAAUGCACUAUAUAUCAGCAUAUGUACAAUAUCAA